AAUUUAAUGCUGAUGGUUAUAUAACACAAUAUACUUUAAAAUAUUGGCACAAAUUAUAACAAAAGACCAAGAAUUAUAUUUAUGAUAAAUAAAAUGAAAGUCAUAUCAUUACAAUUAGUUAUAAUGAUAUUGAUAUACAUUAUAUCAGCUCAUGAUUCGUAUAAUGGACAACAUUUAUUAAAAUUUGAGUUGCCAAGAAUUCUUCUUCAUAAUUGUUUUCAUGUUCAAAAUGUUGGAUUAUACUUAAUUAAAGAAAAUGGUAAAGUUGAAGAUAAGUUUACUAAAUCGACUUUUAAUUACAUUCUAUUACUCUUAGAAAAAAAAAACACUUUAGAGGAAUAUAUUAAACAAAUUGGAGGUCAAAUAUGUAUUUGGCAAUGGAAUGAUGAGGAGUGUUUAAAUAGAUCUAAAGUGUGUUCUGUAGGAUUACUAAAAUACCUUAAAAAAAAUCCAACUUUUCUUCCAUAUAAAAUAGAGGAAGAAUAUUUCAAUUUUCUUGACAUAUCCUGUAGCAAUGAUGAAUCAAUUGAAAAAAUUUCUUCUUUAGAUGAGAUCCAAUAUUUUGAGGAUUGUCAACAUAUAAUUUACUCGAUUUAUGAAGAUAAUUCAUAUUUUUGGCAAUCAUUUAAAACAAAAUCUAAUAAAUGAACGGAUAUGUGCUAAAUAGAAACAGAACUUAUGUAAUUGAAAUAUAUAUAUGUAAUAUAUGUAAAUAUGUAAUAUAGGUAUAUAUAUGUAA
Messenger RNA from Daktulosphaira vitifoliae (grape phylloxera), 739 nucleotides. RefSeq lists its product as uncharacterized. Bases 82 to 648 code for a protein of 188 amino acids. Lineage: Eukaryota; Metazoa; Arthropoda; Insecta; Hemiptera; Phylloxeridae. The transcript is spliced from 5 exons. The record is from RefSeq and is a predicted model, not a curated record.